AUGAAGUGUCCCGACAGUAUACUUUUAGUUGCAAGAUGAAAACGUUGUUCUAUGUGUCGCUAGUGGUGGUUGCGGCUUGCGCGCACAGCCACAACCACAAUCACCACCAUGAUCAUGACCACAACCAUGAUCAUGGUCACAACCAUGAUCAUAAUCAUUACAAUCAUGGAGGAGCAGCAGAAUCACAGCAGCCUGUAGUAGUUUCGCCCUCUGGAGAAUUCCGCGGCAGCUACAACACAACGCGACGUGGUCGUCAGUUCGAAUCCUACCGCGGAAUAUAUUACGCGGAACCACCCGUGGGAGAACUGAGGUUCCAGCCGCCCAAACUAAUCCUCGAGUAUAAAAGCCCGGUGGACGCAAGCGAAGAUGGCCCGGCCUGCCCACUGUUGGUCGAUUCCGAUUACUUCAUCGAUGAAAACUGUCUCACUAUCAAUGUCUAUACGCCACUUAAAAAGGACAGGUCCAAACCAUUACCAGUAAUUUUCUUCAUACACCCGGGAGGAUUUUACUCUAUGACGGGACGCAGUGACUUAUUUGGCGGGCAGUAUCUACUCGACCGUGACGUCGUAUUGGUCACCAUCAACUAUAGACUUGGCUCUCUCGGUUUUCUAAGCACUGGCGAUGAGCUGGCUCCUGGUAACAACGGCUAUAAAGAUCAAGUUGCAGCUCUCAAAUGGGUACAACGAAACAUCGCCGCGUUUGGUGGAGAUCCUAACAGUGUUACUAUAGCCGGUUGUAGUGCUGGAUCCAUAAGCGUUAUGCUGCAUAUGAUCUCACCUAUGUCUAAAGGUCUGUUCCAUCGAGGAAUUUCCAUGAGUGGAUCUCCCGUAUAUAAGGGUCCCACACCAGAUAACCUUUAUCAUUUAGCAGUGAGGCAGGCUGAAAUAUUAAACUGCCCCACAAACAACUCUAAAGUCAUCAUUGAUUGCCUUAAAACUAGACCAUGGCGAGACAUCGGAUCGUCUUUACCACAAUUCUACGAAUUUGGCUUCGACCCUGUUGGAAUUUGGAUGCCGAUCAUUGAAAAAGAUUUCGGCCAGGAAAGGUUUUUGCCCAUUGAUCCAAUAGACGCAAUUCGUGAAGGAAAGAUGCACGCUGUACCACAUGUCAUCAGUCAAACAGAAGAUGAGUUCUUCUGGAUGGCAUUUACGGUCUUGAAGAACAAAACGCUCACUGAUCAAAUGAAUGCUGAAUGGGAAAGAAUAGCUCCAAUAUCUUUCAUGUUGGAUCGAAAAAACGCCACUUACCCAGCGCGUCGACUGCGCACCGCAUAUCUGCAUGACAAACCUUUGAAGAAUGAUGCAGAGAGUGCUAAAAAUCUUGGAUUAUUAUACCAAGACUCCAUAGAAAGCUUCCCUAUUCAUAGGAUGGCAAACCUAAUGUGCCGCCAUUCUCCACACCCUGUAUGGUACUACGAGUUCAGUUAUGUCGGCAACCACAGCUUUUACGAAGACUCUGUCACCAAGAAGCCAGUCGCGGCGGCUCAUCACGAUGACCUGAUUUACUUGUUCCCCUUGAGCUUCCAAUUCCCUGGUAUCUCCACCGAGGGACCCGAUUCAGUUCUUGUGGAGAGGAUGACAGGCAUAUGGUACAACUUCGCCAGACACGGGGACCCAAAUCCCCGUGGUGAUGUUCCCGAGUUGGAAGGCCUGAACUGGCCAGCAAUGAAACCCGACGACCGCAAGUACUUGCGUGUUGGCGACGACCUAUCCAUACAGAAGAACAUGAAGGAGGAAAGAAUGCAGGUCUGGGAAGAACUGUACCCGAUCGAAUAUUAAAUAGUUUACUUUAAUAAAGAGACAUUUUAUUAUUUUAGCUUGUAAGAUAUAAUUUUCUGUUUCGCGUGUGUUAGUUUUAUUAUUUAAAAGAUCUGACCAUUAGAGCGUUUUGAAUUGUUUAGACUUUAGUGUAAUAAAUAAAAGAAUUCAUCAAAA
Maniola jurtina (meadow brown) is the source of this 1934-nucleotide messenger RNA. It is a transcript of the gene ie1, whose product is annotated as esterase E4-like. The record is from RefSeq and is a predicted model, not a curated record. The transcript is spliced from 11 exons. NCBI's taxonomy places the organism in Eukaryota, Metazoa, Arthropoda, Insecta, Lepidoptera, Nymphalidae. The coding region runs from base 36 to 1778 and encodes 580 amino acids.